AUGAAUCUGGACGGCUUCCCCCGUGCUGCUUAUGUGGACAAGGUGUGCACCAGCGACCAGGAGACCAGCAUGCCCUCUCCUCUCUCCAGCCGGGGCGAUGAGCUGGGCUCAGACGGAGACUUCGUAGCCAACAGCCCUUCUCAAGUCCUGUGUCCAAGAGACUCCGAGAUGGACACGGACACCGGGAGCCUGGGGGGCGACGAGGAGGAGGAAGAAGAGGGGGAGGUAAGGCAAGAAUCCGAGAGGGAUGAAGAGGGUGCAGAUGGGACUCUAGGGUGCAGAUCCCAAACAGCUGAAGGGAGCAAAGCUAAGACUUACACCCGUCGCCCAAAGCCGCCUUACUCCUACAUUGCCUUAAUAGCCAUGGCCAUCAGGGACUCUACCAGCGGUCGCCUCACCCUUGCUGAGAUCAAUGACUACCUGAUGAAGAAGUUUCCUUUCUUCAGAGGCCAGUACACCGGCUGGAGGAACUCCGUCAGGCAUAACCUGUCCCUCAAUGACUGUUUUGUCAAAGUCCUUAGGGACCCGUCUCGGCCUUGGGGAAAAGACAACUACUGGAUGCUAAACCCCAACAGCGAAUACACCUUUGCAGAUGGGGUGUUCAGGCGCAGAAGGAAGAGACUUAACAGGGUCACCAAGUGCCUUAAAGACCAGGAGCUCCAGGGGCUUCCUGAGCAUCAUCAGCACCAUUCAUUGACUCCAUCAUCAGUGGCAAGCCAAGGAUCUGUGGCUUCAUCUAACGUGCUGGUCCUGCCACCUUCUUCACCAUCCCCCUCCUCUGCCCACCCGUCCUCUAGCACCAACCGAUCCAGCAAGGACACCAGCUCGGGAACCAAAUUCUACAGUUCAUUUGCCAUUGACAGCAUCCUGAGUAAGCCCUUCCAGAAACGAGAGACUUCAGAGCUGGACAGCAAGUCUACAAGUGGGAGGCUCAUGUGGCCGACAGGUGCAUUGCUGCAUUCCCAUGCUUCCGUUCCUUCCUACCCUCUCCUAUCCUACUCUCCAUCAUCUGCACUGCCUCACCCAUCCACCUUGUUCCCACUUAGCCACCUAAGUAAUGGCUCAUCCUUGCACUUACAACUCUACCGGUAUUGCAUGCCCGAGGCUCUGCUGCUUUUGAUGGAUCCUAGAAGUGAAGGACAGCAGUUGCUUGCUGAACUCAGAGAAGAUCAGCAGCAUAGCCGCCGUGCCCCAACACUUCACCCCCAUCUCAUGGCACCCCCCAGUUCCUCCAAGUCCUUUUCAGAACCCCUGGGGAACAAUGAGAUCCUGUGCACCAUGCGUUCCCCUGGACCUUACCUUCCCUACCGGCCAGAGACAUUGCUAGCCUGACAGUGAUGAGGGGAGUGGGCUAGGGAAGGUAUGUUCAGCUACAGUAUCCCCAUCACAGCU
Molecule: messenger RNA, 1392 nt
Organism: Nanorana parkeri
Lineage: Eukaryota; Metazoa; Chordata; Amphibia; Anura; Dicroglossidae
Gene: FOXQ1
Product: forkhead box Q1
Exons: 1
Coding region: 1-1332 (443 amino acids)
Biological process (GO): anatomical structure morphogenesis; cell differentiation; regulation of transcription by RNA polymerase II
Molecular function (GO): RNA polymerase II cis-regulatory region sequence-specific DNA binding; DNA-binding transcription factor activity, RNA polymerase II-specific
Source: RefSeq, a predicted model, not a curated record